Molecule: messenger RNA, 1179 nt
Organism: Pieris macdunnoughi
Lineage: Eukaryota; Metazoa; Arthropoda; Insecta; Lepidoptera; Pieridae
Source: the annotation of a GenBank genome assembly
AUGGCGGAGAUCAGCAAACACAUGUUCGAGAGUACGUGCCGGGACCUUCACUGCAGUGAGAUUUUACAUCCAUGGGACAGAAGCUGCUGGUCAUCAUCAAUACAGACAUACAAAGAUUCGUUUAUUGGUAGCGCUCGGUUUUACGCUGUUAUACACUUGGUUCAAAAUGCUAUACGCGGAAAAAAGGUUCUGGAAAAGAAUGAGCUGAUAAAGGCUGGAGAGUAUUAUAUUAGGUCAACUAUUUUAGGGGCUCUCAUCAGUGGAACAUGUGUAUCACUUAGCUGCUUUCUUAGAUUUCUAAUAGGAAGAAAGAUAAACUACUACACAUAUCUGAUGAUUCCUAACAUGAUAAACGGGGUAUUUAUUCUUCUAGAACCUCCAUCAAGAAGAGGAUUAAUUAUCAAUUUAUUUAGUAAUUUAGUUAUAGAGUACUGGCUACGAAGCCUUCAGCGUUCUGGAUACAUAUCACUCGGUACAUCUAAACAAAUGCUUCUCUUCUCCUUGGGUAGUGCUCUCCUCUUCUAUCUCAUGCGUUUGGAAGGAGAAAAGAAGAAUCGAACACCGUUACUUUGGUUAUUUACACCUGAAAAAGUAAGAAGAAAAACAGAUGAUACAAAUAAUGUUUGUCCACACGACGGUCCGUGUUUGCAAUAUAUAUUUAAGGGAUCAGCGAAAUACUUCUCAGCCGGACUAGCGUUUACCUUUGCAAAAACAAUUCUGCCGAAACUUCGGACGCCAUUGAAAGCUCUGUCGAGCAUUCGGGGCAGGCACUUUAGCAUGGCCUUAUUCUUCGGCAGCUAUAUCGGUAUUUAUAGAGCUGUAAUCUGCUUCUUAUGCCGUAAGCGAGGUUAUGAUUCAGCAUUGUACGCGUUACCUGCCGGUUACGCAGCCGGCCUUUCGUUCCUCUUUAAACCAAACCUUGGUUUUGCAAUUGCAGCUCUGACAGGCGCUUUUAAGAUAUACUCAACGACGUUAUAUGAAAAGAAAAUUCUACCGGAAAAGUUACAGUUGCCCCUCAUCAUGUACUGUAUUUGUCAAGGAAUACUUUUUCAUACGCGUUUCAUGCACCCGGAUGUGUGUCCGUCCUACGUGUUUAAUCUAAUGAAGAGUGUUACUAACGGACGAUCUGAUAAAAUUUACAAACGACUACUAGAAAUAUUGAAAAUAGCUUCGGUGUGA